Molecule: messenger RNA, 1344 nt
Organism: Arvicanthis niloticus (Nile rat)
Lineage: Eukaryota; Metazoa; Chordata; Mammalia; Rodentia; Muridae
Product: putative isocitrate dehydrogenase [NAD] gamma 2, mitochondrial
Biological process (GO): tricarboxylic acid cycle; isocitrate metabolic process
Cellular component (GO): mitochondrion
Source: RefSeq, a predicted model, not a curated record
GUAAGAGGACAGCUGUGAUAGUAAAGAUGCUGGCAGCAGCCAGUUGUUCUGUGAGAAUCGUUCUACAACCUCCUGUUCUUCUUGGCCAUUCUAGGGAGGUAGUAUGUGAGCUUGUGACCUCCUUCAGAAAUUUCUGCUCAGGUUACACAGUGCCUCCUUCACCAAAGUAUGGUGGAAGACACACAGUGACUAUGAUUCCUGGAGAUGGCAUUGGGCCUGAGCUUAUGGUUCAUGUCAAGAGAAUAUUCAGAUCAAAUUGUGUGCCAGUGGACUUUGAAGAGGUGUGGGUCACCUCGACAUCUAAUGAGGAGGAGAUCCGCAAUGCUAUCAUGGCUAUCCGUCGGAACCGUGUAGCUCUGAAGGGCAAUAUUGCAACCAAUCACAAUCUGCCUGCCCGUUACAAGUCUCACAACACCAAGUUUCGCACCAUCCUUGACCUCUAUGCCAGUGUCGUCCAUUUCAAGACUUUUCCUGGUGUGGAGACCCGACACAAGGACAUAGACAUCCUGGUGGUUCGGGAGAAUACAGAGGGCGAGUACACUAACCUGGAACAUGAAAGCGUGAAAGGGGUGGUAGAGAGCUUAAAGAUUGUGACAAAGGCCAAGUCUGUGCGCAUUGCUGAUUAUGCCUUCAAGAUGGCUCAAAAGAUGGGGCGGAAAAAGGUGACAGUUGUUCACAAAGCCAACAUCAUGAAACUGGGAGAUGGGCUCUUCCUUCAGUGCUGUAAGGAUGUGGCAGCUCACUACCCUCAGAUCACCUUAGAGAGUAUGAUUAUAGACAACACUACAAUGCAGUUGGUAUCAAAGCCCCAACAGUUUGAUGUAAUGCUGAUGCCCAAUCUUUAUGGCAACAUUAUCAACAGUAUCUGCACAGGGCUGGUUGGAGGGUCAGGAAUUGUCCCUGGAGCCAACUAUGGUGAUUCAUAUGCAAUAUUUGAAACAGGUUCAAAGGAAAUAGGUAAAGAUUUAGCUCACAGAAAUAUUGCCAACCCUGUCGCCAUGCUGCUGACCAGCUGUAUCAUGCUGGACUACCUUGAUCUCCAACCCUAUGCCACUCACAUCCGCAAUGCAGUCCUGGCAUCCUUACAAAACAAAGCCAUCUGCACUCCAGACACGGGAGGUCAGGGGACCACAUCAAGCACUGUAGAGUAUAUCUUAGACUAUAUGAAAGAACAACUUAGUGGCUGUCAUCCAAAUUUCUUCCUGUCCUACACUUGAUUCACACCCUUAGAAAGUCCAGCCAGCUCAGCCAGCAUGAAUUGAGAGUGAACAUUGCCUCCAAUUCAUUGGAAGGGAAAAUGUGUGGGGGGAUCAAUAUUGGUUUUCUCAUUAAAUUUAAAUGCAG